CCUAAGAAAGGGGGGGUGUUUCCCUGUGGUCCCCAGUCUUAACACUUUGCAGAGAACUGAGACGCCACACUGAGCUCUGGAAGCUAGCUGUGACAGACAAAAGCCACACACACGUACAUACUCAAAAUGGAUUGCAAAGUUCUGGCGGUCGUGACUCUUUUGGCGGUGACCAUUUGGAGCCCGGAAACUGACGCAAAGCCCAUCAGUUUGGUUGAGAGAUGCUGGUGCCGGUCGACUCUAAACACCGUCCCGCAGCGGAGCAUCCGAGAGAUCAAGUUCCUCCACACACCCAGCUGCCCCUUCCAAGUCAUUGCCAAGCUGAAGAACAACAGAGAGGUCUGCAUCAACCCCAAGACCAAAUGGCUGCAGCACUAUCUAAAGAAUGCCAUUAACAAAAUAAAGGCCAAGAAACGUUCAGAGUAAACUAACAGAGAUACGGAGAGGACCAGUGUGAAUCUAACAUGCAAAGAGACAUAUGAAACUCGUCCAUUCUCUCUCUCUCUCUCUCUCUCUCUCUCUCUCUCGCUCAGAGUUCUCUCUAUUUGGACUGCUUGCACAAACAGCACUUCACCUGAUCCUGCCUCUCGCACCCAGGCAGCCAGCAGCUCACCAAAACACAGCCCAUCACCUUCAUUCUGCAGCACUGAUACCGUUAGAUGUGUGUGUGUGUGUGUAUGUGUGUGUGUGUGUGUGUGUACGGACUGAAUGUGUUUUUUGAUAUUUCAGAGAUAUUUACAGGUUUUUGCUACUUAAGAGACAGUAAAUGAAGAGUUUGUGGAUUUGUGUCAUAGCCGUGAAGGACUUUGGGAAUUAUUUGAGAUUGUUUAUGAGGGAGAGAAGGAGAAUAGUAAUGUAGAAAAGUGGGAAAAAAAUCAAAUCAAUGCCUCAUAUUUACACAGUGCUUAAGGGUCUGCACACCAGCUCUAUUACAACAAUGAAAGUCUUCCUCUCUUUUACCGGUGUGUGAACUCAGAGGAACACCAAACACUGAAUUUCAACAUAUAUGCAGUUUAUAGAGCAGAUAUAUACUAUACAGGUAUUGUUAAUGCGAUCACGCCACGGCAGCUUAAAACUUCAGACUUUUGAGUGCCCUUGUUGUGGGUCACACCGGUUGCGAUUUGGGUCAAACUAGAACAAUUGGCAAAUGGUUUCGUGUAAAUAUUCUCCAGCACUAUACGGCUGUCUGUGAACAUGGGUUGAAUGGGGACCAAACCUGAAACACGAAAAUGCAAGGGAUUAGUCGACUAAAUUAAUAUUAGUAUGUAUUGCGAAUAUAUCAUCUUUAGCCACGGCAUUAUGGGACAUAACUGUGAUUUUUGUGAGACUAACGUGUUUAGCUAACAAACUUUAUUUCCGUUCUUAACGUUUUGACUCGAAUGCCCGAAUGCUGUUACUUUGUGAGCCACUUUAAAAAUGUAAUAAGUUUCUAAUGUAAUGAUUUAUUUUUGUAUUUUGUAUUGUUUAAUACGAAUAAAAACACAAUACAGUUUGAAAGAUGUUGUAGAGUGUCGCAUAUACCCACAUAUUUCAAAUUACAGCGAAUUUGCCGAUUUCUUGAAUGUUGCAGCAAGGCAAUUGAAUAAAAUGUCUUUUACAGUUGACUACACUGUCAAAACAAUUUUAUUUUUUACAUUUAUAAUACAUUUAUUACAUGUGCACAAUACUACUCGAAUAAUAAGGUGAUUCUCAGAUCUCACGAAAUCUUGGUUUUAAGUUGUCAAGCGUGAUUUUCUUAAAAACACUUGCAUCAACAAAUGUAUUUUUGAUUCAUUAAAAAUAAGGUAUGACAUGUUUGAAUCAUUAAUUUCAAAACUUUCACUGACAGUUUAACACAAUUUUGAAUUGUUUUUACAAAAAAGGCCUAAAAAACCUCAUUACCGUAACCUUUUAAAACUGUCAAUCCCAUAGCAUGUUUUGCGAAAAACAACCAAAGCCAUGAUGCCGAAGCAAGUUUUUAUUAAUCAUACAUUAUUAGACAUUAAUAAGUCAUAUUUGAUCAACAAAUUAUACAUGAAACAUACAUUAAAUGCGGAUAACUACGUGUAUUAGUAUUAUAGAAGGAAGAAAUCGUGUACACUGCGUGGCAAGAGAAAAUUAAGCUUUUAACUAGAAAAAUAAAGUAAUCUCUUAACCUUGCGAAUGUGUUUCUUUAAAUAAAAUCGAACUUAAUGUAAAUAUCUUUGUGUGUGUGUAAACAGUUCUUUAAAUACGUUACAGAGGAUGAGAACAUCAGUCAUGGACACUUCUUUUUUUCACUAUUGUUAUUAUACAUGAAUAUUCUGUCAAUUGUUUUUUUUUGUCAUCUGAAAACAUCUAGUAGAACAUUCAAUAAGUUUUUCUUAAUAUUUUAAUUUUUCUCCGUUUUAAGUACAACAUAAAAUGCCAUGUUACAGUAAAGAGAAUUUUAGCAGAAAAACAAAUCAAAUACAUUAAUGAUUCAUUUGUAUGUUAAAAUGAUGCUAUGUGCAAGGUAAAGAACACAAUUAGGUUUAUGAUGAUCAUUUUUGUGUUACCGAACUAUAUGUUUAUAAUUAAAAUCAUUACUGCCAUGAUGUUUCAGUGGUUUGUGAGCAUGACACAAAUUAAUGACGGGUGUUUAAAGGUAACUCUAUCGCCCCCUU
This is a messenger RNA of Triplophysa rosa, 2621 nucleotides long. It is a transcript of the gene cxcl12b, whose product is annotated as chemokine (C-X-C motif) ligand 12b (stromal cell-derived factor 1). The transcript has 4 exons. Gene Ontology annotation, biological process: chemokine-mediated signaling pathway; axon guidance; chemotaxis. Lineage: Eukaryota; Metazoa; Chordata; Actinopteri; Cypriniformes; Nemacheilidae. Gene Ontology annotation, cellular component: extracellular region. Gene Ontology annotation, molecular function: chemoattractant activity; chemokine activity. The coding region runs from base 127 to 423 and encodes 98 amino acids. The record is from RefSeq and is a predicted model, not a curated record.